Messenger RNA from Trypanosoma theileri, 351 nucleotides. RefSeq lists its product as uncharacterized. Lineage: Eukaryota; Euglenozoa; Kinetoplastea; Trypanosomatida; Trypanosomatidae. The coding region runs from base 1 to 351 and encodes 116 amino acids. The transcript has a single exon. The record is from RefSeq and is a predicted model, not a curated record.
AUGCACACUCCGUGCGCGCGCGCCGUGGUGGGCCGCUAUUCUUCGCACCCCCCGGUGCUCACACUGCUGUUGCUGGUGCUGCUGUGCUGUACCGCCGGGUGCCUUGCCACUAUUCCCCACCACUCCAUGUACGGUGAGACAAGUCAGAAGAACAGGCCAACUGGGGUGGUGCGGGAGAUACCCCGCAGAGGGCAGGGCGCCGUGCAGGCAUACACCACCAGUGCUGCCACCACCGAAAAGCCAUGGCAAUGCCGGCCAACUCAACGUGGUGCCAAGGUCCAGUACUUCGUAUUGCCGGAGGAAGCCAAGAGCCAGCGACGUCUUUCUUCUGGAAGACCCGUUGGCCCUUAG